AUGAUUAACGAUACUGACCCAGAGUCGUUUUUGCGGCAACAUGUUGGACGAACCUUAGGCUGCAUUCAUUCUCGGCCUGAAUUCAAAGAUAUAAAGGGAUCUGCAGAGAGAGCAGUUAUGGAUAAAGAGCUCAAGAGUUUCAUAUAUGGGUAUUAUUACUAUAUGAUUUCAGACAGUGGUAGGCUUCUUCCGCAUAUGUUUACUGCUACAAAUGAGCGUGAAUUCCCCAAGAAUGUCGACCAAGCAAUGGAAAUCAAGCUGAGUUCGAAACCCUGGUAUAAGAUCGAUGAGAAUGGCGGGCAUUCGAAAUUCAACCACGCUGGCAGAAUAUGUGGUGCGAAGUUUAGAGUAGGCGAACCGAUCUACCGUUGUAAGGAGUGUUCAUUUGAUGAUACUUGUGUGCUAUGUGUAAACUGUUUCAAUCCAAAGGAUCACGUUGGUCAUCACGUAUAUACGUCGAUCUGCACAGAAUUCAAUAACGGUAUAUGUGAUUGUGGUGACAAGGAGGCAUGGAACCAUGAAUUGAACUGUAAAGGUGCUGAAGAUAAUGGUCGUUUGGAAGACGAGUUUGACGACCAUGAUGGCAAGAUUUCUAAGAUGCUAGAAAGCGUCCUAAUAGAAUUAUUUGAUCAUUUCAUCGAUGUCUUCAACCAAAACAUUGAGCCAUUAACAACAAUUCAAAAACCACUCAUUGCGAAACUUAGAUACUUCAUCCAGAACGGGAAAUAUAAUGAACAAGCUGACAUGCUGAGGCGAUUGGCAUAUAGAAAUCAAUACAUGGACGAAGAGGAGUCCCAGCAACAAACGCCAUCUACAUCGUUAGAUCCCUUGAGUACACUUAAAGAUUAUGCUAUUUUGGUAUACAACGAUGAAUUUCAUAACUAUUCGCAGGCUUCUGCUGCCAUUAGACAAGGUGGGCCUGAUAACAAACAUAUUGAUUUAUUGACUGCGAAGAUCGAUUCUGAGGGGAGAUCAUUGUUGAGAUGCAGCGCUGAUAUCGCAUCUUUAAUGGGAGGAUUCUUUUCCGUUCAAAGUAACGGGUUGAGCUGCACAAUAACUCAAUGGUAUGAAUAUCUACAUCAAGAAGCCUGUAAGUAUAGCAUAAUGUGGAUUAAUGAUUGUUUGAAUAUCCCAAACUCUACUUUCCAAAGCCUUUUCAGAAAUGCUAUAGGCAAAGUUCUAUGUUCCAAGUACGAACCUUUUUAUCAGUCUAUCGAUAUGACCUCAGUUGUUAGAGAUUACUUUUCAGAUAGUUACCUGAGUGAUGAUCCAUAUUUGUAUGCGGAUCAUUCGGUUUUGGGUGAAGGUGUCAAGAUCCCUCUUGGAAGACAUAAAUCCCUAGAUCCUGGAGACAUAUCUGCUAUUUCCCCCAUCUUGAAUAAAGUAAUAGCAGAAGAUCAUCAUGAAUAUACUAAUUCUAGGUUGCAAUACGUGUUGUUCCUCGAAAACAGGUACUGGAAGAAGCUUAGAAAAAUAGUUCAGGAUCUAAUUAUACCAACACUAGCAUCAAGUGCUGUGCACAAACCAAUGUUUACUGAUCAGCUAGUCGAAAUUUUCCCACACAUGACACGAAGUGUGACCUUCAUGGAUCGUGAACCUCAACUUACAUCAUUAAGGGAGAGUGUCGUUCAGUUAUUCACCUGCCCAACUACGGCUUACAGUAUUUUUCACAGUGGACAUUUCAACUACGUCAUAUGGUCAGUGAUUGACGUUUUUGUUGACUUUUCUACCAUGGAUGAGGGCACGUUGGUUUGGCAACGGGUUCAGAGAAGUAACCCUUCUAAAAGCUACAGUAUAUCAUUCAAACAAGGAUUGUAUGCUGUAGAAACUUUACUCAGUAAAAUCACUGACCCUAAUCUAUUGUUGAAACCGGGAGAGUUUAUCAUGAUUGUAACACUAUGUAAACUCUUCAACGGCGCAUGGAAGAUUAAAAGAAAGGAAGGAGAGCAUGUUUUAAGGGAAGACCAGCAUUUUAUUCCAUAUUUGGAGUAUACGACAUCAGUCUAUAGCAUCAUUCAGACUUUUGAUAAAGUUUUGCAGCAAUCAAAGGAUCACAUUGACCAGCGAUUGCUUAUUGGGGCCAUCAACUUAUUGGAUUCAUUUUUGGGACAUAGAAACUUGUCAUACAAAUUAUACAAAGACUUUGAAAUCAUAAAAUUCCAAAUCAGCAAAGAACGAGUUUCAUUUAUGAAUCCCGUUCAUACUUUGUUUUCUUUCCUUGUGCAGCAUGUUCCCUUACAGGUGUCAAUUCAAGUUUUAUCUCAAUCCAAAGACUAUCUAGUUAUUUCGGAUUUUGCUUUGAGAUCUGUCGUCUUAUGUUCGCAAAUCGAUAUAGGAUUUUGGGUUAGAAAUGGUAUGUCAGUUCUUCACCAGUCAGCAUAUUACAAGAACAAUCCUGAAAUGAGCUCCUAUAGCAGAGACAUACAACUUAAUCAAUUGGCGUUUCUAAUUGAAAAAAACGAUUUUCAAAGAGUCAUCUAUAACAUGUUAGAUAGGUGGGAAUUACUUGACUGGUUUGAUGGAAGUGUUCCCUCGACAGAGACAGUGUACGAUGAUAAAAUAUCGUCGAUUAUUCAACAAUUCGUUGCAUUCCUAUAUCAGAUAUUGGUGGAAAGAGACUUUUAUAAAAAGUUCGAUACCCUGGAAGAAACACAAUUGUACAACAUUAAGAAUGCCAUUAUUUAUAAACUAUACGCUGAACCACUAUCAUACACUGACUUAUUGAACGAUAUACCCGAUUACCUUACUGAAAGUGUUUCCCAAUUUGAUACAGUUCUCGAAGAAGUUUCUACGUACAUUGAGCCCAAAGGGCUCGAAGAUAAUGGUGUUUUCAAACUAAAGAAGGAACUCUACAAGAGAAUAGAUUCCCUGCGGUUACUGAAUAUGGGAAAUGAUUUUGAACAUAGUGCCACGAUUGUUAAGUCACAUUUAGCUGAUAGCAAGGAAAAACGGGCCAAAAUAAUUGUCAAACCCCAAUUACUUGAAUUAGAUGAAUUAGACCCAUGUGCGCGAGAACUAGGAAGCUUCACAAGAACAAAUCUCUUUGCGAAGUUGAUAUUCAAGCUAUUAAAGUUGGCUGUCUCCGAUUCCAGUUUUUCGUUUACUUACGAGCUACUUCAUUUAAUUCAUGCCAUUUUUAGAGACGACGAAAUGGUCAAUGGUAAAGAUUCUUUGCCAGAGGCGUAUAUUAGCAAACCAAUAUGUGAUUUGUUAUUGAGCAUUGUUGACUCUGAAAGCGGAUCGUUUUCUGAGAAUGUCGUGGCAACUGCUGAUUACCUUCUAGAUAACAUGAUCAUGAAGCGCCCAACGGCAGUUUUAGAAUCUCUAACAGAGUGUUUCGGAACAAAGUACAUCGCGGACUACAAAAUCAGAAAAGCAAAUCAAGGUGUAAAUUUCGAGGAGACAGAGCAGGAGCGUAAAAGAAGGUUAGCCAAAAAUCGUCAACAACAGAUUAUGAAUAGAUUCUCCCGUCAGCAGAAAAAAUUCAUGGACAAGCACGAGGAGUACAGUGCUGGUAAUGACGAAGAUGUGGAUAUGGACGGAGAAGAUCUGGCAGGAGAACUCAAUGAAUUUCACUGCUCUCUUUGUCAUGACGAUGUGUCAGAUGAUUUUUUUGUUAUCCCAAUUUAUCAAAACUACUCUCCUGUCUUUCUAUCGUCCAACCCUACGCCAAUGGAAAUAUACAAACCAUGGCAUGGCUUUGACAAUAACGAACACCUCGCCACUUAUAACACAGAUUUGUUUUACAAGAAAAAAGAAAACGGAGCUAGUCAACUAAUGCAUGAGUCUACACAGAAGGUUCUUGUAUCUUGUAAUCAUGCCGUGCACUAUCGCUGUUUCAAACAUUAUAUUGAUAAGAAGCGGUAUAGUACAGAUCUCUUCAUCUGCCCAUUAUGUCAAACGUAUUGUAAUUCAGUCAUACCUGUCGAUACAGUUAAACUUCAAUCUGGUGAUAGGCUUUUGCAACAGAAAUUGACUGGAGGCUUGGAUGAAUCUUUAUUGCUAACUUUUUCUGAGUACAGCUCUGAAUGUAACGACGAAGUUGGAAAAAUAAUACUAUCUCUCAAAGAUUCUAACAAUGGUCUACGGUUAAAUCGCAAUGAUCCUACUUGGAUCCAGGAUAGGUUUUUAACUCUCUCUCUUCAGUUUUCUAACAACAUCUGUAUGCUAGAGAUGUUGUCCAGGCUUAAUAAAGAUCCUUUUGGAACACUCUUAUCAGGUGAAGAACAGAAAUUUAAGACACUGCAGAACAUUCUCAAGUCCUUGGCUGUCUACACACGAUUAACUAAGCAUACUGAAGAGAAUGUACUCAAAUUCUAUGAAGAUAUUCGUAGCAGCAAUUUACCAAGUUAUCCGUUUUUCCGAGUUGUUGAAACGGUAUUAAGGUCUAGACUUUCCUUUAAGGAUUGUUUACAGGAAGUACUCGUGGAGCGUUUGAAGGGUCUGACAAAAGACUUUGGGUCUUUCUAUAGGAAAUAUGAAUCCGAGCUUCGAGCCCAGACUUGCCUUGACUCCUCUGAAUUUUCAAUUGUAUUGAAAACAACGAUAUUAGGAGCUGGAUUUGGUGAUCAAGUUGAAAAGCACACCUUGGAUUUGUUCUAUACCUUCUUAAUUUCUGAAUUGCUACCUACGCUAAGGAGAUCAAUUAUCUUGCUGAAGGCCUUAAAGCAAUUUAUGACAGGGGGGGAUGAUUUAGAUUUUAAUGAAAAAGAUGUGCUGAGUGGUAGCCUUACUUCCGAAAGCAAAGAAAAACAUUUCCAUCUUUUGAUAAGAUUUUUGCUCCAGACUGAUUUUUAUGACUUGUUGAUGAAUUCGCAUUCUCCUCUCUCCCCUGAAAGCUCCUUGGUUAAUGCUCCACAUGAGUACUGCAGUAUCAUCAAAUUAACCGAUUUAGCAACUCAUUUGAAUACUUAUGUGACUAAUAAUAAAAACAUUACUUUGCGUGAAGAGAAUGAUCAAAAAAUUAGAAAUACUGUCAACAGACUUGAUUAUAAAAUUUGUUUGAUAUGUGGUGUCAAGAUUCACGCACGUACAGAUGGCCUUGAAAUGCAAAAGCACAUGGAAAGGUGUUCCCAUGGUUCCAGUGGGUUGUUUUUAAUUCCUAAUAUCAGUCAAGUGUGCCUCUAUUUAAGUAGACCGGACUGUACCGUCAACAUUUCGGCCCCUUAUUUGAACUCACACGGUGAAUCAGGAAGAAACGCUAUCGAACGAGGUGAUCUAACAGUAUUAAAUCAUGCUAGAUAUGAACAUUUAACUCGUCUUUGGAUUUCAAAUGGUAUCCCCGGUUAUAUCAGCCGAGUAAUGGGGGACGAAUUCAGGGUUGCGAUGGCAAAUAACCGAACAUUUACGAGGAACAUGUUUUGGAGACCUGGUGCUGCUUUCAACGCUGGUGGGGAGAGCAGUGACGAGGACCUUAUGAACGAUGAUGAGUUUGGGAAUGAUGAUCGUCCAGAUCUAAGGUUUAGACAGCCUGAUGUUGAAUUACGCAUCAAUGGUGGACCAUUCGGUGGAGAUAUCCCUAUAAGAUUACCAACCGAAAGAGGUGACAUACAUGAUUUUUUCGAGUUUGUUCAAAACAUGAGAGGGGGUAUGCAAGGUGAUGGCGCAGACAUUCCGACUACAGAAGAUAUCAUUGAACAACUGCAAGGAAAUGCAAUGAAUGGAUUCUUCGGCCGUGCAGAUAGAAAUAGAGAGCACUUUGAACUGAAUGAUCAAAGUGACGGCAAUGAAGAUGGUGAGGACGAAGAGCACGAAAACAACGCUUCGGAAGAUCAAGACACGGAAUACAGUUCUGCAGAAGAAGGUUUUGAUUUCAACGAGUUAAAUAACGUAGAAUGA
Kluyveromyces lactis is the source of this 5838-nucleotide messenger RNA. It is a transcript of the gene UBR1, whose product is annotated as E3 ubiquitin-protein ligase UBR1. Gene Ontology annotation, biological process: protein ubiquitination; ubiquitin-dependent protein catabolic process via the N-end rule pathway. The record is from RefSeq and is a predicted model, not a curated record. Gene Ontology annotation, molecular function: ubiquitin protein ligase activity; zinc ion binding. Gene Ontology annotation, cellular component: ubiquitin ligase complex; cytoplasm. NCBI's taxonomy places the organism in Eukaryota, Fungi, Ascomycota, Saccharomycetes, Saccharomycetales, Saccharomycetaceae. The transcript has a single exon. The coding region runs from base 1 to 5838 and encodes 1945 amino acids.